Haliaeetus leucocephalus (bald eagle) is the source of this 2568-nucleotide messenger RNA. It is a transcript of the gene VWA5A, whose product is annotated as von Willebrand factor A domain containing 5A. The transcript has 18 exons. The record is from RefSeq and is a predicted model, not a curated record. Bases 1 to 2568 code for a protein of 855 amino acids. NCBI's taxonomy places the organism in Eukaryota, Metazoa, Chordata, Aves, Accipitriformes, Accipitridae.
AUGGCCAUCCCUCUGCUGACGCAGCCCUGCAUCUUCCCGGCUGCCCGAACACCUCUUGCUCUCUCUCUCUCCAUCCCUCCCCCUUCUGCCCCCGUACCUCACCCGUCUGCCUCUUACUCCCUCUCCCCCUUCCUCUUCCGUCUCUCCCUCCGUCCAUCUGAUUGUCAGUUCGUCCCUGCUGACUCUGGCCUCGAUUCCGCAACAGGAUCCUCUUUUCUGGGGAAGUGGCUCAACGUACCCCUGUCCACAGUGCCUCUGUGUAGUGCUGUGGUGGAUGUUGCUAUCCAGGAUUAUGUGGCUGACGUGGCCUCCGAACUCAUCUACCAGAACAAAAGUCAGGUCUCCACAGAAGUCCUCUUCGUCUUCCCCCUGGGCCCCCACAUGGCCAUCUACUCCUUCCAGGCCUGCAGUGAGGAUGCCAAGGUCCAGGCCAUGCUGCGGGAUGAGGCCCAGCAGCUGCAUGAGGCUACAGGGCGCUGGGAGGAUCUGGAAUACCUUCAGGAUCAGACUCAUUAUCCGGGUGAGGUGUUUGCCUGCUUUCUGGGCACCCUGCCCCCUGGCAGGGAGCUGGUCGUGACUUUGCACUAUGUCCAAGAGCUGCCACGGGAUCCAGAUGGAGCAGCCCAUUUUGUGCUGCCAUCCACACUGCAUCCCUGCACAACACACUAUGCCCAGAAUUGUCUCGCCAGCAAGCUGCCCUACAGCCUGCUGCUCACUGCUAGCCUGCAGUCAUCCCGUGGAGUGGCCAAUGUCCAGGCCAACUUCGCCCUCACCCCUUUGAUCUACACUGCCCGGGACCGCAGCACUGCACAGGUCUCACUGGCUGGCAGCCCCCCAGGUAGGGACGAUUUGGAGCUGCUGGUGUAUUUUGGAGAACCCACUGCAGUCAGUGCUGUGGUGGAGAAAGGAGACCCUGGAGCCCCUCCAGGCUCCCUGCUUGGUGACCCCAUGGUGUUGGUGAUGCUGGCACCCAGUAUCCCUGAGGCAGUGCCUGGGCAGCGCCUGUCUGGAGAGUUCAUCUUCCUCCUGGACACUACUUUUCUUGAGCAUGCACAGGACUCCCUGCUCUUCCUUCUCAAAAGCCUGCCCCUGGGCUGCUACUUCAACAUCUACUGCUAUGGAGAAAGCUCUGUGGGCAUCUACCCGCAAAGUGUUGAAUAUACUCAGGACAACCUGACCGAGGCCAUGCGUCGCAUCCCCUCCACCGGCUCCAGUCUGGGUGACACCAACCUGCUGGGAACCCUCCGCUCCAUCUACAAUACCUCCCGCCCCCGCGGACAUACGCGCCAGCUCUUCAUCUUCAUGGCCGGGUCACCCCCCGACAAGGAAGCCAUCGUAGCUGAGGUCUGCCGCCACCGCAACAGCCACCGGUGUCACUCCUUCUGCUUCUCUGAGGACAGCGCUGCCUUAGCUAUAACCCUGGCCAGGGAGACGGGAGGUGAAGCUACCUACAUCUCCUCUGGCAACAGCGUAUUUGAGGUGUUGAAGUGCCUGAAGCAGGCCCUCAAGCUAGCAGCUGAGGAAGUCUCUCUGAGCUGGACCCUGCCCUGUGGCCUGGAGGUUGAGGUGCUGGGGGGCACCCCUCAGUCCAUCUUUCAGGGUCAACACAGCCUUCUCUAUGCCCAGAUCCACGGACAGGCACAGGAUACAACGGUGGCCAAGGGGGUCAUGACCUUGAAGUACAGCCUGGACGGCCAGGAUGUCAGCCACACGAUUGAAUUCCCACUGUGCCCACAGGGAGAUGGCCGGCUGGCUGGGCAUCGCCUGGCCGCGAGAUGCUUGCUGAAGAGGUUGUUGCCAGAGGCUGUGAGCGGGUCAGGGGAUGAACCCAGGCGUCGUGCAGUCGAGAUCAGCCUUGCUUCGGGGAUCAUCUGCCCCUUUACCAGCUAUGCGGGGGUUCGCACAUCACAGAGGGUCGCCUGGUACCGAGGGCCCCUGGCACUGUUGCCACCCCGCCAGUCACUCAUCCCCUGCCAGACCAUUGAGCUUCGUGGCUCCAUUAUGAGCAGUUCCUGCCGUCAUAAGGCAAUCUGGGUCCCACAUCGCUGGCUGACAGCAGUGUGUGCAUCAUGGCUUGCCCUCCGUCGACUCACCCAUGGCAUUGCUCACCUGUCCCAGCAGGGGGCUUGCUCAAAAGCAUGUAAACCACCACCACCACCUAUUUCUUCUCUCAAGCAUGUGAAUCACCUGGAAUUUGUUCUGUGGUCUCAAGAUACUGUGUUUUGGCCCGCCAAAAGCAUUGCUGAGUGCCAGGAGCUGGUGGCACUGCAGAAUGUAGAUGGCUCCUGGGCCCUCAGCUCAGGCCUGGCCUCUGUGCUGGAAGUCGAUGAGGCUGAAAUCAAGGGAAAGAUGCCUGCUGAGGUCCUGGAGCCAAGCAUCUGGGCCACAGUGCUGGCUGUGACUUGGCUGAACAGAAAUGGCAAGUGUUACCAAGACCUCUGUGGGCUGCUGGAGGCCAAGGCUGUGACCUGGCUAUGCAGCCGAGCUGUGUCCCAGCUGGACAAGUGCCUGGAGGCAGCCAACACUCUCCUUGGGAGCACCGUGGAGCCAAGCGUCUUCAGGCUCUGA